AUGGCUAUUACUGUAAAACCAGAAGACACCGAAUAUGACUAUAUUAUAUGUGGAGGUGGCACGUCAGGGGCCGUUGUUGCAGCACGAUUGGCAGAAGAUUCCAACAAUUCUGUUCUUGUCAUCGAAGCAGGAGAGCAUAAUGCCCUUCUCGAAAACACCAUAAUGGUUGGCGGAUGGGCACAGAACUUCGAAACGUCCUCUGACUGGAACAUCACCACAGAGCCAAGUCCCGGUGCCAAUAAUCGUCAAGUCAAAGUCAGUCGGGGCAAAUUUCUCGGAGGAUCAAGUGGAUGUAAUGGUACACUUUGUAUUCGAGGUAUGCCACAAGAUUACGAUGAUUGGGAAAUGCCAGGAUGGAGUGGCGAGGAGGUAUUUGGCUAUAUGAAGAAGACAGAAAACUUUCAUGGCAAGGAAUGGUUCAAGGCCGACGAAUCAGUACAUGGUCAUGAUGGUCUACUUGAUGUUGAACCUCAUGAUAUGGCCCCUAUAUCUAACAUGAUCUUGGAUUCAAUGGAGGAUCAAGGUCUACCACUUCAUCCCGAUAUGUUUUCAACUGGUGAAACUCCCAAUGGUUGCGGCCAUGCACCUAGAACUGUAUAUAAAGGAGACAGAACUACUUCGGCAAACUACCUGGUCAACAAAGGUCCAAAUCUCGCAAUCAAAACUAGUACGACUGUUGAUAGAAUCAUUCUCGAGAGCCAUACGUUCUCUCAUGACCUGAGAGCCACAGCUGUAAAAAUAGUCGAGAAAGAUGGAACGGAAAAAGAGAUUAAAGCUAGAAAAGAGAUUAUUAUCAGUGGAGGAGCAUAUUGCUCGCCGACAAUUCUUAUGCGGUCAGGUAUCGGAGCAAAAUCGGAGCUUGAAUCUCAUGGUAUCGAGUGUCAAGUUGAUCUUCCUGGAGUAGGAAAGAACCUCAUGGAUCACAUGAUUGUUUUCAUGUUUUAUGAGACUAACAAACCAAACAUUACAAAUGAUCACCUUCUAUAUCGUCCAAAUGCUUUAGGUGAAGCCUACAGACAAUGGAAAGAAGAAAAGCGUGGACCUCUUUCUACAUUUCCCUUCGGUGCAUUCGCCUAUACUCGUCUCGAUGAACGUCUUGCUUCGGAACCCACCUGGACCUCAGCACCACGGCGACAAGGGCGAGAUCCUAUGGGUUUGACUAUAUCACAACCUAAUAUCGAGUUUUUCACCACUGAAUGUUAUGGCGGUCCAAAGCAAUAUGAUCAGUUCCCAGAUGGAGAAAAGACUCAUGCAUUUUCUAUCAUUGCUGAGUUAUUCGCGCCUAAAAGUAGAGGUACUGUAACAUUGAAGUCCAAAGACCCAAAGGACAAUCCAGUAGUUGACCACAACUACUUGAGCGAAGAGCUGGAUGUUGUUGUUCUCAGUGAGGCGUGUCGUUAUGCCAAUGAAAUCAUCAUGAAGGGAAAAGGAACCAAGGAUAUCGUUGAGGGAAGCUGGCCUAAGGACUUAACACACCAUGCAUACACAUCGAGAGAACAAUGGGUUCCUUAUAUCAAGGACAAUGCCACAACUUGCUACCAUCCCGCAGGGACCGUCAAAAUGGGAAAAGCAUCCGAUCCAAUGGCAGUUCUCGAUGAAGAAUUAAGAGUCAGGGGAGUGAAAAAUCUCAGAGUCGCCGAUACGAGCGUUAUGCCGCUGCUUAAUCAAGGUCAUACCCAAAUGCCUGCGUAUGCGAUCGGUGAGAAGGCAGCAGAUUUGAUCAAGGGCGUUGAUGGUUUAGAUAUGGCGGCGUUGAAGUUAGAGAGAUAUGACUCAAAGAUAGAAGUUACUUGA
This is a messenger RNA of Sclerotinia borealis F-4128, 1794 nucleotides long. NCBI's taxonomy places the organism in Eukaryota, Fungi, Ascomycota, Leotiomycetes, Helotiales, Sclerotiniaceae. The record is from the annotation of a GenBank genome assembly.